Cylas formicarius (sweet potato weevil) is the source of this 1816-nucleotide messenger RNA. RefSeq names its product cystathionine beta-synthase-like. The record is from RefSeq and is a predicted model, not a curated record. Bases 112 to 1692 code for a protein of 526 amino acids. Gene Ontology annotation, cellular component: cytoplasm. The transcript has 10 exons. Gene Ontology annotation, molecular function: cystathionine beta-synthase activity; cysteine synthase activity. Lineage: Eukaryota; Metazoa; Arthropoda; Insecta; Coleoptera; Brentidae.
AUGGAGUGAGAGAUUACGAAAAUCCAUUAACCGAAUAUUUUUUAUUCCCGACAUCAAACAAAUUGUGCUUAGUCGUCGAGGUGGGUAUCCGGUCCGAGCGAAACGCGCAAAAUGUCUUUUCCGAACGAGUACGUUCACGUAUCCCCGAUGAACGAAAAAUUCACCAUUUCCACAGAACACAGGUGCACUUGGAGGGAGAAUUUGGGGAAAAACGUAUCUUCUCCCCACAGCAAACACGACUGGAAAAAACCGGAGGUCAAAGUCUUUCCAGACGUUUUGUCCGCGUUCGGGAACACGCCCCUCAUAAAACUGGAUAAAAUCCCCAGACAGGCAGGAUUAAAAUGCAACAUUUACGCCAAAUGCGAGUUCCUGAGUCCUGGUGGAUCGGUCAAGGACCGGGUGGUCCGAAGGAUAUUCGAAGACAGCGAGCGGCAGGGAAUCUUGAAGCCGGGCAUGACGGUCAUAGAAGCGUCGUCCGGAAAUACCGGCAUCGCCCUGGCGCUCGUAUCGGCGGUCAAAGGUUACAAAUGCGUGAUCGUAAUGUCGGAAAAAACGUCGCAAGAGAAGGAGGCGGUGAUAAGGAGUCUGGGGGCGAGAGUGGUACGCGUUUCCGUCGAACUGCCAAGCCAUCCUGACGGGCCCCACGCGACCGCUUGCCGCCUGCGCCAAGAGAUACCCAACUCUAUAAUUUUAGACCAGCUAUCAAAUCCGGGAAACCCGUUAACCCAUUAUGACGUCACGGCGGAAGAAAUUCUAUAUCAAUUGGACAAUAAAGUGGAUAUGAUCGUUCUCGGCGCGGGAACGGGCGGGACGAUGACCGGAAUCGGUAGAAAAUUCCGGGAGGUGUCGCCCCAUACGAAAAUAGUCGGCAUUGAUCCCGAGGGAUCCCCAUUCGCCGUUCCCGCCAGCCUCAACGAAACCGACGUGACAUUUUUUGAGGUAGAGGGAUUCGGCUUCGAAACCGUGCCGAGCGCUUUAGAUCGCAGCGUUUGCGAUUUUUGGGUGAAAACUAACGAUCCGGAGUCAUUCCGAAUGGCGCGGAGAUUGAUCCGGGAAGAGGGAUUGCUCGCCGGGGCCACAAGCGGGGCCGCAUUAGCAGCAGCUCUCAACCUGGCAAAGGAUCUGGACGAGGGGCAGAAUGUAGUGCUAUUUUUCCCGGACAGCAUUCGAAACUACCUGACGAAAUUCGUAUCCGAUCAGUGGAUGGAAGCCAAAGGUUUCCAGCCCUGUCUCAACAGAAAUGACCUCUGGUGGUGGGAGCACCGAGUGUCGGCCCUCAAACUCCAAAAACCGCUCACCGUAAGAUGCAACGACUCCAUAGGGAGAAUUCUGGUGCUUCUGGAAGAGACCGACUCGACGGGGGCCGCCGUCCUUAAAAGCGACGGAUCCCUGCUGGGUAUCACUACCUUGCAACAAAUUACGAACAAACUGAUAUCGGGCGAGUGGGACGAGGCAGAUACGAUCGAAAAGCACACGAUUAAAAUUUUUCACAAACUGGACAAGGAUGCCAUUCUGGGCCGCGUUUCCAGAGUUUUGGAAAAAGACCCGUUCGUCCUCGUCGUGGAAACUACAGGCGCGGGGCCUACGAAAAGCGAAAAACCGAUUGGUUUCAUCGAAGGCAGAGAUCUGUUAGACUAUGCGAGAUCACGGGACAAUAAUGGAAAUGUUCUGCGGAGAAUGUGCUGCAAGUAAACGUACACAACGAAACAAAAAGUUGAAUAAAUCCUUUUAUAAAAAAUGCUGCAAGUGUUUUUAUCGCACCGGGGAAAAGUUUUUCGAAUUGCCUACGCUACCGACGUAAACGCAACGUAUGGCG